Molecule: messenger RNA, 752 nt
Organism: Phragmites australis (common reed)
Lineage: Eukaryota; Viridiplantae; Streptophyta; Magnoliopsida; Poales; Poaceae
Exons: 4
Coding region: 124-492 (122 amino acids)
Biological process (GO): protein stabilization; negative regulation of apoptotic process
Source: RefSeq, a predicted model, not a curated record
GCACGAAUCUGAAGGCCCCAUCCGCGGAUAACAACCGCAGAGCCAGCUCCGUCAUUCGCAGACGAUCGGAGAGGAAAUCUGAGCUAGGGUUUAGGCAGCGAGCGAGAGAGGUAGGCAUAGGCGAUGGGUGCAGCGGGCGACGAGACGGCGGCCGCGGCGGCGGGGGGCGCCGCCGCCGAGGGCGAGGCUGCGGUGGACUCGAAGGACCUGCAGCAGCAGAGCAAGGCGCUCGACAAGCUCACCGACCAUGUCGAGGACCGGCAGCUCGACUCCUCCCGAGUCCAAUCCGCCAUGGCAGCUCUUGCUUCAUCCAAAGAGGCAGAUUGGAAUGCCAUGAGACUGAGGGAGAAAGAAUUAGCUGCUGUCAAGAUCAACCCUACUGAUGUUGAAGUUAUUGCUAAUGAGCUUGAGUUAGAUAAGAAGAUUGCAGAGAGAACACUCCGAGAGCACAAAGGUGAUGCUGUAGCUGCAGUCAGGUUCUUGCUUCGCUAAUCGGACACAAGUUUCCAGCAUUCAGACAUUUUCCUUUAGUCCAUACAACGUGAAGCAGCUCUACUUUCCUAUACCUGUUUGAGGAUUUUUUUUUUGGUAUCGCAAUGAAAUUACAUACCUGUCAUUGUUCUAGGACCUCCAUGAGGUUUGCGAACUGGUCUCUGUUGUUCUCCUCGGAAAACCUGUAGGUUUACCCUUGCUUGUCAUUUGAUCCGAAAUGUAACUGUACCUUCAUUUUAUAUGCCUUGUUCUUUCAGAGA